Triplophysa rosa is the source of this 1430-nucleotide messenger RNA. RefSeq names its product galactose mutarotase (gene galm). The transcript has 7 exons. Gene Ontology annotation, molecular function: carbohydrate binding; aldose 1-epimerase activity. Lineage: Eukaryota; Metazoa; Chordata; Actinopteri; Cypriniformes; Nemacheilidae. The record is from RefSeq and is a predicted model, not a curated record. Bases 159 to 1193 code for a protein of 344 amino acids. Gene Ontology annotation, biological process: beta-D-galactose catabolic process via UDP-galactose, Leloir pathway; glucose metabolic process.
ACAGAAGUGAGUGACCACUUCAGUAGGAGCGCUACUUUGUAGUUUAUUAACUUUUAAGGUGUAGUCGUGUUCUGUUCAUUGUAAUUCAUUUUAAUGGUGGACUUAUUGUUAGUUAUAGUAAAUCCUGUGUAGAGUAAGCGUUGUGAUCAAGGGUCAGGAUGACAGAAGUGUGCAAAGAGGAGUUUGGUGUUGCAGCAGGUCUGGGACCGGUGGAGAAAUGGACCCUGAGCUCAGACAGUGUCCGUGUGGAAAUCCUCUCAUUGGGCUGUGUUAUAAAAUCUAUCACAACAGCAGAUCGCAGCGGUCAAAGUGCGGAUAUAGUGUUAGGAUACGAUGACUUAGAAGGUUAUCUCUCAAACCCACGCUACUUUGGAGCUGUAGUUGGCCGUGUGGCUAACAGGAUAGCCAAGGGCCGGUUUGUGAUCAAUGAGAAGGAAUAUAAACUGGCUAUAAACAAUGGACCCAAUGCACUACAUGGAGGGCUACGGGGCUUUAACAAGGCAGUGUGGACGGCAGAGGCUGUGAAAAGUGGAGUGAAACUGAGUCACACUAGUCCAGAUGGUGACGAGGGAUACCCUGGAAACUUAAGCGUGUCUGUUAUCUACAGCCUGGAGAAAAACACACUGAGUGUGUUCUACCAUGCACAGACUGACCAAACUACACCGGUCAACCUUACUAACCAUUCUUAUUUCAACCUAGCUGGACAGGGCACACCAGACAUUUACGACCAUGAGGUAACCAUCUCAGCAGAAUCUUACCUGCCUGUAGAUGACACAAUGAUCCCCACAGGAGAAAUAAAACCUGUGGAGGACACAUUGUUUGACCUGAGUAAGCCUGUCCUUCUUGGCAGCAGACUAAAAGAGCUUCCUGGUCCUGGCUUUGACCACAACUUCUGCCUGUGCUCACCAGGUGAAACACAGCUGGAACGAAAAUGUGCAAGAGUGGUGCAUUCUGGGACAGGACGUGUUCUGGAAGUGAGCACUACUCAACCUGGGGUUCAGUUCUACACAUCCAACUUCCUGGAUGGGACAAUAAAGGGAAAAGGUGAAGCUACUUACCCCAAACACAGUGCAUUCUGUUUGGAGACCCAAAACUGGCCAGAUGCUGUUAGCCAGUCUCAUUUUCCUGAUGUUCUGCUGAGACCGGGAGGGCAGUACACACACAGCACACACUUCACAUUUUCACUAAUCUGAAGUCACGUGAGGCUGCCGUUUACUUACAACAUCUAUAAACAGUGUAUUAUCAUUCAUAAAUCCAUAACAUUGUUAUUUCAUUGGCAUAAAUAUUUGCAUUGAGGUGACUCAAUGCAAACAGACUAACAACAGACUCGACUCACAUUUCACAACUGAAGCCAAUUUGUGACAAAUGAUCAGUUGUUUAAAUUUGAUUACGAAAAGUGUUUGAAUGAAAAUGCGAUAUGAUUAAAAAAA